UUUCCUCGCGUGCCCGCUAAUUCGAGACAUCCUUCAGCUCAACAGAACGAAAUUCUCGCGGUACCUAGCGACGAAUAAUCACAAUGGGUCGUCUCCAGGAGUACCAGGUCAUUGGGCGCCACUUGCCCACCGAGUCCAACCCGACUCCUGCCCUCUACCGCAUGCGCAUCUUCGCGCCCAAUGCGGUCGUUGCUAAGUCCCGCUUCUGGUACUUCCUUCGCGGUCUUCGCAAGGUCAAGAAGGCUACUGGCGAGAUCGUCACCUGCAACGUGAUCACCGAGAAGCACCCCCUGAAGGUCAAGAACUUCGGUGUUUGGAUCCGCUACGACUCCCGCUCUGGCACCCACAACAUGUACAAGGAGUACCGUGAGCUCUCCCGCACCGCCGCUGUCGAGGCUCUCUACUCCGACAUGGCUGCUCGCCACCGUGCCCGCUUCAGGUCCAUCCACAUCCUCAAGGUCGUUGAGCUCGAGAAGACCGAGGACAUCAAGCGCCCCUACAUCAAGCAGCUUGUUACCAAGAAGCUCUCCUUCCCUCUUCCCCACCGCGUCCCCAAGAUCUCCAACAAGAAGAUCUUCAGCGCCAAGCGCCCCGCUACCUUUGCUUAAGCGUUUAUUAUCGUGGCUGGGAUUGGGAGGUUCAGGUUUUCAUCACGGGAAAUGGGAUAUCCUGCAUUGCUCCCUAGAACGAGCAUGAAUGAAUAAAUGGUCAAGCAUGUGGUUGGUUUUCGUUCUGCAAGUCGAUCCUGCAUCCACCCUAGACUGCGUGCUCCAGCAAUGCCAUUGCUCGUCUCUGUGAUGGGGGAAAGCAGAUGAAUGCCUCAGCUGCUACGCGAACGCUGGGUAAGAUCCAUUAUGGAAGGCGGCUCUUCUCCAUGUCUUGAGCGAUCCAACACUUCACUUCCAGGAGCUGGCCAUCUCGCUAGCGCGGUUCAGCCCUUGGCAUCGGGGACCGCUGCAGCUACUUUGAACGUGACCAAGAGCUCACUGGAAGAUUUAUAUCUGUCAGGCGGUGUGACUCACUCGCCAAAGGCUAAAGCUAUAAGGCAGUGGAUGUGUGGGUGGAUAUAUAAUACCAGACUUAACUCUCUUCCCAUGAGAAAUUUGAACUUCACUUCCCAGAUCUUUUUCUUACUCCGGACUCGUUC
Neurospora tetrasperma FGSC 2508 is the source of this 1147-nucleotide messenger RNA. RefSeq names its product 60S ribosomal protein L20. Gene Ontology annotation, biological process: translation. The record is from RefSeq and is a predicted model, not a curated record. Gene Ontology annotation, molecular function: structural constituent of ribosome. Gene Ontology annotation, cellular component: ribosome; cytosolic large ribosomal subunit. The coding region runs from base 84 to 608 and encodes 174 amino acids. NCBI's taxonomy places the organism in Eukaryota, Fungi, Ascomycota, Sordariomycetes, Sordariales, Sordariaceae. The transcript is spliced from 5 exons.